AUGAGGCUCCCGUCGCCUAGCUUCUUUCUCUGCACGCUCGGGUUGCUCAGCGCGACAGCAUGGUGCAAGACGGUCAAACACCAGUGGGCGCUAACCCCGCAGUACAAUGCGCCCGAUGGCCACUACCGCAUGACAUUCGUCGUAGACGGUCAGUCUCCGGGACCUACGCUUGCAGGCGACGAGGGUGACAACUUCGAGGUAGAAAUCAUGAAUGAGCUCCCCGUCGAGAUGACCAUCCACUGGCACGGCAUCUUUCAGCGAGGCUCGCCCGAGAUGGACGGUGUUCCCGGUGUGAACCAAUGGGCGAACCCACCCAAUGGCAACUUUACCUACAAAUUCUCAGCGCCCGGCCAGUACGGCCUUCACUGGUACCAUGCACAUGUGCGCGGCUAUCUCGAUGAUGGCGUCAAGGGUCUCAUCUACAUCUAUCCACAUGCCAACCGGACCCGUCCCUUCAGCCUGAUCUCGAGCGAUGAAGGCGACAUUGCUGCCAUGAUGGAAGCCGAGAAAAAUCCACGCUCUAUGGCACUCUAUGAUUGGCGGCACGUCCAAGAAGACGAGGCUAUUGCCAUGUUUGACUCGAGUGGCCGACCUACGACGUGCGUUGACAGCGUUCUCAUCAAUGGCAAAGGAAGGUCGUUUUGCCCCACUGCCGACUAUCUGGAAGAAGAGGCUGCUCGGCGUUACGAUGCCCUUCCUUACUUUGCCAGCCACGUCGAUUCACGCGGCUGUCUCAUUAUUCCAGGCUCAGGCUCAUACAACGCCGAGGCCAUUUCGUCGCCCAUGGGCUGCACCAAUUCGACCGCAGAUGUCGACAUUGUGCCUACACAGGGAAAGUGGACGAUGCUCAACGUGGCCAAUGUGGGUGGCGAGUGGACGUGGACGUUGUCCAUCGACGAACACGAUUUGUGGGUCGUAGCGGCAGACGGCGAUUACAUAACACCAAAGAAGGUGCAGGCCUUGCCCGUUUCGAUUGGACAGCGGUACACUGUCGUAGUUCCCACCGACAAGGCUCAGGGUGGCGACUACUUUAUCCGAGCCAAUAGCCAAGGGUUUGCACAGGUCCUUGCUGGCGUCGGCGUGCUGCGAUACGACGAUGACGAAAACGCAAUGGUGCGACGCCAAGACCCUGUUAUGGCACCUCCGGAUGGGGAUGCGUUGGGUGAUCCUUGGUCAGACUUGAGCAAGGCAUCCGUGCGAUACAACUCGUCGCUCAUCAAUGGCGCCUACCAGUUCGACGCCCAACAAGACGCCCCCGCUUUUCCUGCCCAGUCGCCGCCCUCGAAGGCUGACAUGACGUUCGUUUUCCACGCCAACCAGACGAACACGACGGUUUUCCAGAUCGGCUCGCAGCCCCUUGCCGACGUUCAGGAACUCAAUCUGCCCGUGCUCUUCUCGCAACCCGGAAGGGGCCUCGAACAGGACCCCAGCUGGCUCUAUCGCAUCCCCUAUGGUGCUGUUGUGGAUGUUAUCAUGCAGAAUGCACCCAAUGCCCUCUUUCCUGCGCCGGCCGAGCCACCACACCCCAUCCACCUUCAUGGUCACAAGUACUGGGUCUUGGGCAGCAAAGAGUACGAGACGUGGCAGUACGCCAAUGUCCAAGACGCGCUCCAAUCGGGCAACGUCAAUCUCAACCUCAAUGACCCGCCGUCGCGCGACACGUUCCUGCUCCCAACGGCUGGUUGGCUCGUCUUGCGCUUCAUUGCGGACAAUCCAGGCGCUUGGCUCAUGCACUGCCACAGAAUGGGUGUCGUCUUUCUUGAAGCACCUGAUCGGCUCGACAACAUUCCCGAUUCCUACAAGACGCCGCCCACGACGACGCCGUAUGCGCCCCGCGCGCUCAUUCGAGGCGCCACAUUGAUGGGAACCUCGUUGUGA
Molecule: messenger RNA, 1878 nt
Organism: Acaromyces ingoldii
Lineage: Eukaryota; Fungi; Basidiomycota; Exobasidiomycetes; Exobasidiales; Cryptobasidiaceae
Exons: 5
Coding region: 1-1878 (625 amino acids)
Molecular function (GO): oxidoreductase activity; copper ion binding
Source: RefSeq, a predicted model, not a curated record